AUGUUCUCCAUUCGACCUUCCAUGAUGCCAUUACGGCUCUGCAAGGCUGGUGCGCCCGAGCAAGCAACCAAUUCUAAUCCUGAGGCAAAGGGGGACACCAGUGGACCCGAAAAUUCAUCGUCAAAAAAAAAGAUGCACGAUGAGCCCGCAUCCUCACUUAUUUCCAGGCCUACGAUAAUAUCGCAGUUGAAACGGGGCGGAGCACAACUUUUUGUUCGGAGAAUGCGUGACCUUACCAGUGUCUUAAAGGUCGGUGAUACUCGACACGCGCUUUCCGUUGCAUCUAAAGCUUUAAAUGAGUUCACGGGAUAUUCCUCGGUGGAGAAUAUGAAAGAAAAGGUGAUUCAACAGGAAAAGGAUUUCAUGGCCACACGACAACGUCUGACGGAAGCAAAACAUGCCUACGAAGAAUCCAUUGCCAGGCGUUCCGCCACGCAACGUGAGAUCAAUGAAUUACUUCAACGCAAGCAUCAGUGGUCGAACGAUGACGUCGUACGGUUUACACAGUUGUACCGGGAUGAACAUACGAAUGAACAGGCGGAAAUUGCGGCCAAGGAAGAUUUCCGAAAAUACGAGCAGCAGGUUGAACAGGAAUAUACCAACCUAACAAGAUCGAUGAUGUUGCGCUAUCACGAGGAACAAGUUUGGAGUGAUAAGAUUCGCAGCGCUUCCACUUAUGUUACAAUCGCCCUGAUGAUGCUCAACGUAAUCUUAUUUAUUGGUGUGCAAACCAUUUUUGAACCAAGAAAAAGACAAAAGUUGACCAGUCAAUUUGAGGAAUUGCUUGUCAAUAAGACACGAGAGGAAGAGGAUAAAUUAGAGAAUGGUCUUUUUCAUCCGUUUAUUAAACGACUCGAAAUGUUUGAGGAAAAGAUCGGUCAAUUACUACAGUUAUCAACGAAAAUGCUUUAUAAGAGUCCCGAGAAUAACACGAAUACACCCGACGUGAACAAUUCCGAGUUGCCCAUGACAGAAGAAGAAAUUAAAUCCUUCAUGGAUGAUUUUGAGAAACCCGUGGAUGACAGCCAGCGUGCGAGGAAGCCGGUCAAAUUGACACGAGAUGAAUUCGACAAUAUCAUACUUAUAUCCGCUCUUCUGGGUGCAUCCAUAGGUUUACUUAUCAGCGUCAUGGUAACCGAGAUAUUCAGCAGAUGA
This is a messenger RNA of Acaulospora colombiana, 1155 nucleotides long. Lineage: Eukaryota; Fungi; Glomeromycota; Glomeromycetes; Diversisporales; Acaulosporaceae. The record is from the annotation of a GenBank genome assembly.